UAGUUUCUGACGGAUGGGAGCGCAUGCGCAUAUGACGCGAGGUAUAUGCCCUGAACGAAAACAAACAGUACGCCAAGAAUACGGGAUUAUAUUGAAUGGAGUUUUAAUUUAUUGUGAAUGUUACCGGUGGUUUAACACAACGAUUGGAAUAUAGGAGUCAUCUGGGAAUAUGAAGCGGCGAAAUGCCGAUUGUGGAAAAAUUAGAAGGCCAGUGAAAAGAACUAAAAUUGCAGAGGGCUUGUAUGGAAGUACUUUUCUGUAUGUGAAAUUCUUAGUUGUCUGGGCCUUGGUGCUGUUGGCUGACUUCAUUCUGGAGUUUCGCUUUGAGUACCUGUGGCCCUUUUGGCUUUUGCUACGCAGUGUGUACGAUUCUUUUAAAUACCAGGGGCUGGCUUUUUCAGUUUUCUUUGUUUUUAUUGCAUUCACCUCAGACAUGAUUUGUUUUCUUUUUAUCCCUGUUCAUUGGCUGUUUUUUGCAGCAAGCACAUACGUUUGGGUUCAGUAUGUGUGGCACACAGAGAGGGGAAUUUGUCUUCCUACCAUCUCUCUAUGGUUACUUUUUGUAUAUAUUGAAGCUUCAGUGCGGCUCAAAGAACUUAAAAAUUUGCCAUUUCAUUUAGAUCUUUGUAGGCCGUUUGCAGCACACUGCAUAGGGUAUCCAGUUGUUACUCUUGGAUUUGGUUUCAAAAGUUACGUUGGAUACAGAAUGAGGCUUAGAAAACAAAAAGAAGUUGCCAAAGAAAAUGAAUUUUACUUUCAAUUAAUACAACAAGCAUUGCCUGCUGAAGCACCCAGCAUAGCAAGCACGUGUGUGCAAGAUAAAGAAAAAGCUUCCAAAGCAACAGAGGAAAUAAUCUCUAACGGCCAUUGUGUAACAGCAAAUCAUGGCCAUGGAAGAAAAAGCAUCUGUAGUGGAAACAAUAUCAGUAAUAGUUCAAAUAGUCAAAACAGUUUAACAACACUAUCUCUCACAAACAGCGUGGAUAGUAAAAUCGCAUCAUACACAGAACUGGACUGUCGUGAAUCGCGGAAACACAAUACAAACUCCACGGCUGUAGACAAGCACGAUUAUCAAUAUAUGGAAACACAGCUCAUAAAAACUAGUGUUAAUGACUUUGAUGAGAGUGAUGAGAGCUGUGAACGCGAAAAGGGAACUCUUAAGAGCAAUGGUGUUGCCUGCUUUGUGACGACUGGCUCGUCCCAAAGUCGUGGGAAACUGAACCAUAAUAGUGUUAAAGACAAUCUAUCUACGACAACUCUUCAUAUGGGGAAUUCCAAGAAAAGCCGUAAUUCAUCUAAAGAAAUUAUAGCAAACAAUUGCAGUUCUCCUAAAGAUGAUCAUACAUAUAGACUUGAAGCUGAUAUAAAGAGGCUGAAAUCUGAUCUGCAAACGAGUAGGCAGUCGGAACAAGACCUCAGAAGUCAGAUUCAUAGCAUUUCUGUUGGUGAACGUUCUGUAAAAACUGAACUUUUGCAGUUGCAGCAAGAUAAUGAAACUCUUAAUCAUAAAUUGCAUAGUCUUGCUGCAGCUCGACAACAAGACAAGCAGACAAUUUCUUCGCUUGAAAAACGACUGCAAGAGGAAAGAAAGAUGAGAACACUAUGUGAAAGCCAACUUGCAGCUGAAAGAAAAGCAAAGAAAGCUGAAGAAGCUGCGGCAGCCCGUGCGGUUGCAAUGGCAUCUGCAAGAACGGAAUGCACAGAAAAUUGUAAAUCUCGACGAAGGGAACUAGAAAAUGAAACAAAACAGCUACGGCGAGAUUUAAAGCUUCGGGAUGAAAAACUCCAGCAGUUAGAAAGACAAGCACAGUCUUUGUCCUCAUACCAGGAAAACAUCGGAAGUACGCAAGCUUUGGUUUCUGCUCUGAAUGCUAUGGAAGAGAAAAAUGCUCGUCUUGAAACUAGUCUUAGUGCAGAGACAAGACUGAAAUUAGAUCUCUUCUCAGCAUUAGGAGAAGCUAAGCGUCAGCUGGAAAUCGCACAAACUCUGCUGGCACAGAAGGACAAAGAAAUUGACGAACUAAAAUCCAAGAUUGCCGAAGUAAUGGCUGUAAUGCCUGUUACAUCCAGUCCUAACUGUUAUUCCCCUAAUCAACCAGCCAUCAGUCUCGCCUCUGGAAUAGUUUCCUCUCUCCUGUACUCUCCCAAGUACAUGGGUGAGGAAAAAGUCGCCAAAUCUAAUCUGGAUCCUAACGCUUCCGUGUAUACACCGAAAGUCUCACGCCUCACCUCUGAAUCGGAAAUCUAAAACGACCACCAAGACAAACUGGUUUGGAAGAACUCAUUCUAUGAAAAUUAAAAUUAAUUAAUUAAUAAAGAAAAGGACUUUUUUUUCCUCCUCCAAUGGCUGUUGUACUUCAUUUUUGAUGAAAAUUUCAAACGAACUUUGUUUAAAAAUUUCAAAAAAAAAUUUGAAAAUCUCUUCAACUGUUUUACUGACGUUUUAAACAAAGAAGAAAAAAAAAAUUUUUUUUUGUGUCUAUGUUUGAGCUUGAACGACUGUGUGUAGCUUAUGCAAUUUUAUAUUUUUUUCCCACUUGAAAUUUAUGAUAAAUUUAAAUCGCUGUGAUUUUCACCCAUUUUCCUUAAAAUCUACUCAAUAGAUAAAAAUUGAAUAAAUGAUUUUUUUUAAUAAAAAGACCACCCACAUAAGCUAUGUUUUUGUGUGGUGUAAAUCUGCAAUGCCAAUUUUCUGUUCCCCUUUGCACUUAUGCUCAAAUUUUAUCAAUCUCCCUACCCUUUUAUCCUUUAUAUGCUAGUAGCAUAGCUGCCAACUUUGGAUACUAUUGAUAUUCAUGUUAGAAUGUUUUCGUAAACUGUUUAUUUUUAUUGCAAUAAUCUGCAAUUAGCAGAGUAACUUUCUUGAAUUAAAUGCUUUUAAGGCAAUGAUUUUGAAUUUAAAAUCUUGAGUUGAAAUUAUCAAUUGAAAUUUUAUCAAAUUUUAGUUUAUCUUAAGUGAAAUCUUUUACUGGAAAAAUUUUGUGUUAAAAAUACUUGAGAUAUUAGUCGUGGAAUUAUAAGAUAAUUUCCUCCUGAGAAGAAUUUGUAAUUAAAAACUCUUUUGGUAAAUAAUUAUUUGGGGUAAGUGCCAUACUAAAAAGAAAUUUUAACUAAAAAUUCUUUUGAUUUUUAAUUAAAAAUGUUAAUAAAGGAAUCGGUGUAAAUUCCGUGCUGAAAUGUCAUUUUUGUUUAAAAUGCUGUUAAGAUUUUAGUAUAAGAACUAUCAUAUGUAAACUUCAUACUAAAAAAAAUUUAUUACGAUAUAUAAAAAUUUCAGUCUUAAAUUGCUGUCUACAUCAAUAUUUUGGAAAUUAUGCCCUUAAUAUUAAUUUUUUUUUAUUGUUAAAUGUAAAAAUUUUAAAAAUCUGAAAUAUUUUUAAAAAGGCUUUUAAAUUUGUUUUAUUCUAACUAUUUGUAAAUUUAAAUUCUAGCUUUUAUAAAAUAACAUUGCAAUGUUUGAAGUAAAUCUAAAAAUGUAUUAAAAACAGUUUAAAUGUUUUAUAUUUGUCCGUGUAUGCAUAUUUCGGUCAAAUCUGAAAUUGAAUUAUUUUACACUUUCCCUAAACAUUGUAUGGAAGGCCUGUAAACUAUUCAUUGGUCCUUCUGUAAAAUGCUUAGGUGUAGUGUGAAAUAUUAAUAAUUUCAUACUUGGCCUGUCGAUAUCAGGCAUUCUAUAUAAUGUUGGAUUUCAUACACCGACAGUAACGUAUUCUUUAUAUUUUUUACCAGUAAACAUUUUGUCACUGGGAAACUGAAUUUAACAAACUUAGUAAUAAUUUGAUGUUAAACUGUGAUUUAGUUUUGUGUAAAAAUCCUUGUCAAUUUAUAUUGUUUAAUCAAAUGUUUUGUAAAAAUUACAAUUUAGAUUUGAUUGAUUCUUCCCAAGUUAGCAGUUAUGAAGUAGCUUUUCUUUUCAAAACUGGAUAAAGACAUUAAACUGAUUUUUAUCACUCUUUAUAGAUCUGUCAAAACUUAUAAUCAAACCCAGUGAAAUAAUAAUUUUUUUCCCCUUCUUAAUCCUGUGUUUUAUUUUUCCAAUUGAGAUUUGGAAUUUGUAAAUUUUUUUUUAAUCACCUGUAGAGAGAGAGAGAGUUACCGAGUGACAGCACAGCAACCUAGUCUUUAUUUGGAACUUUUUAUUUUAAUUAUGUCUUGCAAGAUUGCACAAUAUUCUAUUAUGUUCUUGUUUUAUUUUUUUUUUUAAUUAAAAAGGCAAAUCAAUGAAACAAAUUGAUUUUUCCACUAAUUAUUUCACUGGGUGUCUUGUAACUGUUUGUAUAUGCUAGUAGCACAUUUUUGUGUGAUUGCUCAGUGGAACAUUCUGAAAGAUUUUAUUAUUAUUUUUUAAUAUUAUUAGCAGAUGAGGAUACAAAAAAAAAUGAAUUAUGAAAAGUAUCUUUCCUUUUUAUUUUUAUUUUGGACACCUGGGUGGUCCUGGCUUCUCUUUAUUUGCUCAUAAUUUUGCUAAAUAAUGUAGCCCCUUUAAAACAUUUUUUUUUACAUGUCAUUUGCCAUCUGUAUUUGUCGUUUGUUUUUAAUUUUUGCAGUGAUUAACUGUGAAAAUGUAAUGCAGCGAGAUGAAGUGAGCUUUUUCAGUUGAUGUACCACUGUGCAGUGGAGUUCAUUAGACAUGAAUGUAUGGAUAAUUAAAGGAAAAGUCUUUCAUUGAAAACCUA
Molecule: messenger RNA, 4676 nt
Organism: Parasteatoda tepidariorum (common house spider)
Lineage: Eukaryota; Metazoa; Arthropoda; Arachnida; Araneae; Theridiidae
Product: macoilin-1
Biological process (GO): neuronal signal transduction
Cellular component (GO): rough endoplasmic reticulum membrane
Source: RefSeq, a predicted model, not a curated record